GCAGUAGUAGCGGCAUCAGCAUCAGCGUCAGUAUCGCUCCCGUUGCGUCCUCCUCCGGCAUGUCCCUGCGCAGCGGCUUCGCGCGGCUCCUCCGCAAGCAGGCGGACGCGGCGCUGCAGGUGCCGAAGCCCGGGCACUCAGUGGCGCUGGUCGGCGCCCCCUUGUCCCGGGGCCAGAAGCGGCGCGGCGUGGAGCACGGCCCCGGCGCCAUCCGCGGCGCGGGGCUCACGCAGCGGCUCCUCGGCCUGGGCUGCCGAGUAUAUGAUUUUGGAGAUCUGAAUUUUACUCAGGUGCCUAAUGAUGAGCUGUACAACAACCUGGUAAAAUACCCACGGUCUGUGGGAUUAGCCAGCCAAGUGCUGGCUGAUGCUGUAAGUGGAGCAGUGGCUGCUGGGCACAGCUGUGUAACCAUAGGAGGUGACCACAGCUUGGCGCUUGGUGCCAUUAGUGGCCAUACACGACAGUGCCCACACCUCUGUGUGAUCUGGGUGGACGCACAUGCGGAUGUCAAUACCCCACUCACAACCCAGUCUGGAAACCUCCAUGGACAACCAGUCUCAUUUCUCUUACGAGAGCUCCAGGAUAAAAUGCCACAGCUUCCUGGGUUUUCCUGGCUAAAGCCUUGCCUCUCAGCACCUGAUAUUGUAUACAUAGGUCUGAGGGAUGUGGAUCCUGCUGAAUACUAUAUUUUGAAGAACUAUGACAUCCAAUAUUUCUCAAUGAGGGAUAUUGAUCGCCUUGGAAUCCAGAAAGUUAUGGAAAGAACAUCUGAACACCUGAUGGGCAGGAGACAAAGACCAAUUCACCUCAGCUUUGACAUUGAUGCUUUUGAUCCUUCACUGGCUCCAGCAACAGGAACCCCUGUUUUAGGUGGAUUAACAUAUCGGGAAGGCAUGUAUAUUGCAGAGGAAAUACACAAUACAGGAAUGCUUUCAGCAAUUGACCUGGUAGAAGUAAACCCACUGCUUGGAGCCUCUCAGGAGGAAGUGAAGGCUACAGCCAGUCUUGCAGUAGAUGUGAUUGCAACAUGCUUUGGGCAAACAAGGGAAGGGGCACAUACUGUUUUUGAUGAACUCCCAACACCUAGUUCACCAGAUGAAUCAGAAAGUGAAGAGCAAGUGAGGAUUUAAGACUUCAAGUGUUGAACAUUCCCGAGCUCUACCAAGCCACUUGUGCAGCUUGAGUAAGACUGACUGUAUCAGACAUUUGGAGAGUGGAAUACUUCUAGGUUUAAUAAAAAAAAAAAAAAAAAACUGUAGUUUUUCCAGCUGAUCAAUAACUGCUGUAUUAUGUACUGAGUUUUGAUUCAUUUAGACAUUAUGUAAAUUGAACGUGUAAUAAAACAUUUAUUACCUUGUUAUUACUCUUA
Molecule: messenger RNA, 1369 nt
Organism: Alligator mississippiensis (American alligator)
Lineage: Eukaryota; Metazoa; Chordata; Crocodylia; Alligatoridae
Gene: ARG2
Product: arginase 2
Exons: 8
Coding region: 60-1130 (356 amino acids)
Cellular component (GO): mitochondrion; cytoplasm
Molecular function (GO): arginase activity; manganese ion binding
Source: RefSeq, a predicted model, not a curated record